AUGACUUCUCACGUCGAGGAUAGCAGUAGCCGUACAAUUUCUGAGGUUAGGAUUUUUACCGACGAGUAUUUAGAACUACCUCUUGAAUAUUAUCGGUGGGAUCCUAUUCUCGUUCGAAGGCUGAACUUGAAUAGGGACAUAGUCGAAGUAGACAAGCAAGAAAAGAGAGAUUUCGAUAUCGGGACUUCGAGUCGUGGAAAAGGAAUACGGCAAUGGCUACACAACUCGAACUUCGGUGAACCGAGCAUUUUGACUGAUGCCGACAUUGUUAUGCUUCGGGGGGAGGUUAUAUUCCUUCCUCGGUCGGGGUUAAGAUUUCCACUCCCUGCUCUGAUUACCGACUAUCUGAGAGACUGGGGAUUCGGUCUAUGUCAAAUAGCACCAAAUACAUGGAAAAGAAUCAUCGGCCUCAUGGUGUUAUUAAAGGAAAGAGGUUGGGAGAUGCCAACGGCCGAAGAGAUAAGGAGCCUUUUCACAUUUAGAAGGUGUGCUGAUAGGCAAGUUGCUGACCCGUUGAUUUGUUAUGCUUGCGCGGGGAAACCACAAGGUGGAUUAAAAAUCGGUGAUUUAAUCACCGAAGUCCCAGAUUCUCUUCAUGGAUUUCAAGAGGAAUGGCUUUGGGUCGGCGGAGACUGGCAGACUCCAAAUUUUUCUAAACCACAAUGCAUAUUUGCAGAAUUGAAAAGAAGGAUUUCUGAGCUAUUCAAGUUGAAGAAAGGACAGCGCAGCUUUAAACUAGUUUUAAAGGAUACAAGGUUAAAAGCUGCUGGCCUUUGUCCUGAGAUCUCGGAUGCUUGUUUUCAACCCGUGUACUAUCCACUUCUCGGAGUUCUCGGGUUUAAGACUAUUCGUGACGCCCAAGCUUUUCGUCAAAAGAGCCCGAACUUAGAUCUCCGAACUAAAGUCGGAAAAAGCAAAGAACAACGCUUAUCGGAAAUGGGUCGCAAGAAGUUAAUAAAGGCUUUCCUAGCAAACCCGAUCAUGAAUCCGAAAGAAAUCGACGUUGGUGAAGGUGCAACGUCGGUUGCUGCUGCUGAAGUUACGCAACCAAAUUUUCUGUCGGUUGCGACGUCUGGUCCGAUAGAGGCUAUUGCUGCUACUGCUGUGAUUGGUUCGCCUGAAGUGGAACCAGCUACAGAAAUUAUUCAGCCUGAGGCCCCAUCAACUGUUGAAGUUGUUGUUAUCGAGCCUGAGGAUAACCGAAAUGUGGUUGAAGAGCAUGAAGUUCCAUUAACCCGACAGAGAAAAAGACGUGCCGAUGGUGUCCCGGCUGUUGAGGGACGAACGAAGAAGAGGCAUGAUAUCGGUCGGCAAGAAGGGAAGAAAAAGGAGCCGUUGGUUGAUCGCUCAUUCUUACUCAUCGAUUAG
This is a messenger RNA of Striga asiatica, 1368 nucleotides long. The record is from the annotation of a GenBank genome assembly. NCBI's taxonomy places the organism in Eukaryota, Viridiplantae, Streptophyta, Magnoliopsida, Lamiales, Orobanchaceae.